Messenger RNA from Diospyros lotus (date-plum), 2335 nucleotides. RefSeq names its product probable 1-acylglycerol-3-phosphate O-acyltransferase. Gene Ontology annotation, molecular function: A2-type glycerophospholipase activity. The coding region runs from base 64 to 1323 and encodes 419 amino acids. Lineage: Eukaryota; Viridiplantae; Streptophyta; Magnoliopsida; Ericales; Ebenaceae. The transcript has 10 exons. The record is from RefSeq and is a predicted model, not a curated record.
UGGCCGGGGAGAAAGUAAAUUUGGCUUCCGAGUAUCAUUGAAAUAUCCAAUCGCAGGGAUCGCAUGAACUUCCGCCUCCCGAUUCGCCUGAGGUCGUCGAAGUUGAACUCUGUGGCGGCGAUGGCGGAGGAAGUCAGCUCAUCGUCACCCGCUGCUGCUGCAGCAACAGCGACGGCCGCAUCGCCGGCGGCGACAUCAAGAUCGUCGACCAGGUCGUUGUGGCCGUCCGUUCUCCGUUGGAUACCUACCUCCACCGACCACAUCAUCGCCUCCGAGAAGCGCCUGCUCUCUAUAGUCAGGACUCCAUAUACCCAAGAACAGGUAAAUAUAGGUUCCGGUCCACCAGGAUCCAAAGUGAGGUGGUUCCGUUCUGCUAGCGAUGAACCAAGGUUUAUCAACACAGUUACUUUUGAUAGCAAAGAGGGCUCUCCCACUCUUGUCAUGAUUCAUGGAUAUGGUGCUUCUCAAGGCUUCUUCUUCCGUAAUUUUGAUGCUCUAGCCAAACAUUUCAGAGUCAUCGCCAUUGAUCAGCUUGGAUGGGGUGGAUCAAGUAGGCCUGACUUCACUUGCAAAAGCACAGAAGAAACUGAAGCAUGGUUUAUUGAUUCCUUUGAGGAAUGGCGCAAAGCCAAGAACCUUAGCAACUUUAUUUUACUUGGGCAUUCUUUUGGAGGUUAUGUUGCAGCUAGAUAUGCGCUCAAGUAUCCUGAGCACAUAAAACACUUGAUUUUAGUGGGAAGUGCUGGGUUUUCAACAGAAACAGAUGCUAGGUCAGAGCGGUUAAUCCGUUUUAGUCAAACAUGGAAAGGAGCUGUGUUGAAACAUUUAUGGGAGUCUAAUUUUACUCCUCAAAAGAUUAUUAGAGGUGUUGGUCCCUUUGGUCCAGAUUUGGUCCGAAAAUAUACCAGUGCUAGAUUUGUUGCAUAUUCAACUGGGCAAGCUUUGACUGAAGACGAAACCAGAUUACUGACAGACUAUGUAUACCAUACGCUGGCGGCCAAAGCUAGUGGGGAGCUGUGCUUGAAACAUAUUUUUGCCUUUGGAGCAUUUGCACGGGUGCCUCUUUUGAAAAGUGCCUCAGAAUGGAAAGUACCAACAACCUGUAUAUAUGGCUAUGAUGAUUGGAUGUCUUAUGAAGGGGCACAGGAAGCUCGCAAACUUAUGAAAAUUCCAUGUGAAAUCUUAAGGGUCCCCCAGGCUGGCCACUUUGUUUUCAUAGAUAACCCAAGUGGCUUCCAUGCAGCAGUGUUACAUGGUUGCCGCAAGUUUCUCUCAGGUGACCACAUUAGCAAAUCUCUUCCUCAAGGUCUGACAUCCGCCUAGAGAGGAAAUGGAGGGGGACAUUGUUGGGGGAGUGUAGAUAGGUACCACAUGGUAGAAGAUUUGAAUAAUCUCAUCUUCAGCUGUGACCUUUGUCCAUUCUCUCCUUGUUUUCCUAUACAAUGGUCAGAAAGCUUCCCCAGUGAAGCAUUCUAGGGUAUGCUUGAACUUUGAAUUAACCUUGGUGGUCUCUAGACUCAUUACUUCCAGGGAUUAUAGUGUAGUAGAGAGUUCUAGAUGACAAGGUUAGCAAAUGAUGCCAUGCUCAAGUCUUAAUGAUUAUAUCAUUAAAAAUGAUAUCAGGUUUGAUGUGACCAGACAAUUUUAGUCUUAACAACAACUGGUGAGUUAAAAUGCAUGUAGCCACCCCCUGCACAGUUUGGACAAAGGCUUGGUAUGUUGUUAUUGUCUCCUUGGCAGUAAUAUGACAUUAUGACUUGUGAGGUUGGGAUCUGUCUGGUUCAUGGAACUGUGUAAUGUUGUUGAUUUAAGGGGAAAAUGGGAGGUGAGUGGGGAUUAAAGUUUGCAAUUGUUAUUGUAGUAGUUGUAGGAUCUUCCCCCUUGGAAGCUUCUUCGUGGGUACAUUGCCAGGAAAGAUUUAGCACAAAGCGCCUGAAAUUCCUAAUGGAAAUAGAAGUGGAAGUGUGAGUGUCCAAUGUACUUAUUAGUAUUUGUUGCCAAAUGAAAGUUAUUGCUUAUGGUAGCUAUUUUGUUGGCAUUGUUAAAAUUGAAAGGCAGGGACAUCCAAACAUAAAAUGGCCUCUGAGCACAUGGGAGUUUGUUGCCUUGAUAAUUUUCUUCCUUCUUGGAGGAUCAAAAAGAGUUGAUGCUAUCGGAGGCACUGUUAUAGAAUAAUAUGUCGACCCAACUACCUUUGAAUUUAUAUUCACAUCCUUAUCUUUUCCUUGCUACCAUUUGCUCUUCUUGCCCCUCUGCUGUGCUUGGGAUUAGGAUUUGUACAGUUAUAGGUGGAACAAGAUAAUGAUAGAUAACAUGUCACUUUUUACUACUCAUC